UGCUUUUUCACUGCAGGUUCAUGUGUUGUGACCAACCUUAUAUGGACUGAUCAGCCUGGUAAUGACUUAUUUCCCCCUAACACCCAGCAGUAGCGCAAUAUCCACGAGCUAGAUAUACCACUGCAGUCACCUUGGCGUUCUUCCUGGACUUACAGAACUGAUUUCUCAGCUACUUUUUGGUUUCUUUCUUUUUUUUUCUCUCAAGCAACUGUUACCGAUCGAGCCUCAUGCGUCGACUUCAGUUUAUUUCGCGCUGAAACGGCACUGAUCCUGUGUUUUUUUUAAAUCAUCUGUGUUUUGUGUUUUAUACAGAGGAUUGCCAAACUGGUGCAGCAACUUUACUGCAUCAAAUGCCCCAGAACAUGUCGUUGACCAACACAAAGACGGGCUUUUCAGUAAAGGACAUUUUGGACCUCCCUGAUACUAACGAUGAAGAAGGAUCUAUCACGGGGACUGAGGAAGAUACGGAAGGUUCUGAGGCGACUAAAACGCCUGGAGUGAAUGUUCAAAACCUGCCUUUAAAGAAUCCGUUUUACGAUAAUAGUGACAAUCCUUACACCAGAUGGCUCGCGACUACGGACAGCAUCCAAUACUCAUUACACGGCCUAUCCGCAAACUCUCAAGACUCGUCUGCAAAAUCCCCGGAACCUUCAGCGGACGAGUCGCCGGACAACGACAAGGAAACUUCGAGCAACGGCAGCGACUCCGGUAAGAAGCGCAAAAGGAGGGUGCUCUUUUCCAAGGCACAAACUUACGAACUCGAGCGCCGGUUUAGACAACAGAGGUAUCUGUCAGCCCCGGAGAGGGAGCAUCUCGCCAGUUUGAUCCGCCUGACUCCAACCCAAGUGAAAAUCUGGUUCCAGAACCAUCGAUACAAAAUGAAGAGAGCCCGGGCGGAGAAAGGUAUGGAAGUGACCCAUCUCCCUUCUCCUAGGCGGGUGGCCGUACCUGUGUUAGUCAGAGAUGGCAAGCCCUGUCAUACGCUAAAAGCUCAGGACUUGGCAGCCACUUUUCAUGCUGGAAUUCCGUUCUCCGCGUAUAGCGCCCAGUCUCUCCAGCACAUGCAAUUUAACGCGCAUUACAGCGCCGCCACCACGCCACAGUUCCCAACAGCACAUCACUUGGUGCAAACGCAACAGUGGACUUGGUGAACAAAUAUUGACUUGCAAAUGCAGGGCUGCGUUUUAAAGACUCUGGUAGGGAGCUUUCCAAACAAAAAAUACAAGACUUUUUAUUUUUGCAGCUUGACCCUUUCUCACCAAUUUAUUUUGGGGAUUGACGUGUGCGCCAUGUUUACAUGUUUUCGUUAAGAAAACCGGGUCAAGCCUCUCCCCAAAUUUAAGAUUAUUAAAGCUCUUGUGAAAUUUUGUAAAGUAUGUUUGUGUGUUGUAGAAAUGUUUUCCUUUUGUCCUUCGUGUUUUAAGCACGCGUGCAAACCACUUUAUGAUUAUAGAAAUUUGUAUUUCUUUCUUUUACAAUGGACCGAAUAUAUUUAUGGCCAUGAAUAAACAUUGGCAAUCUUUAGCUUAUUAAAA
Molecule: messenger RNA, 1535 nt
Organism: Carassius carassius (crucian carp)
Lineage: Eukaryota; Metazoa; Chordata; Actinopteri; Cypriniformes; Cyprinidae
Product: homeobox protein Nkx-2.2a-like
Exons: 2
Coding region: 351-1151 (266 amino acids)
Biological process (GO): cell differentiation; regulation of transcription by RNA polymerase II
Cellular component (GO): nucleus
Molecular function (GO): RNA polymerase II cis-regulatory region sequence-specific DNA binding; DNA-binding transcription factor activity, RNA polymerase II-specific
Source: RefSeq, a predicted model, not a curated record